Filobasidium floriforme is the source of this 1797-nucleotide messenger RNA. Its product is annotated as ATP-NAD kinase-like domain-containing protein. The record is from RefSeq and is a predicted model, not a curated record. Gene Ontology annotation, molecular function: NAD+ kinase activity. NCBI's taxonomy places the organism in Eukaryota, Fungi, Basidiomycota, Tremellomycetes, Filobasidiales, Filobasidiaceae. Bases 1 to 1797 code for a protein of 598 amino acids. The transcript has 7 exons. Gene Ontology annotation, biological process: NADP+ biosynthetic process; NAD+ metabolic process.
AUGUUCGGGUACAACUCUGACGGACCGACCCCGAGGUUCUCUACCCCUUCUUCUGAUUACGGGUAUAAUCACCACUAUGCUUCUGAUUCGAACGUGAACGUCAACGCCAAUGGCCACGGUCACGGUCAUGGUCACGGUCAUGGUCAUGGGAAUUAUACUCAUACUCCCACCACCUCCCAUCACACCCAACACGAUCACAGACAAAAGAUCUGCGCACCCUCCCCCUCAGACCUGGACGAUGCGGAAGAUGGCGGGAGCCUCACUAGACAACUCGCAGAGACCGCCACGGGCGUCCGGGAGAUGUCGAAGCAGCUGGGGAGGACGAAGGUGAAGAGUAACAUCCAGAGCGUGCUUAUUGUGACCAAGGCACGGGAUAAUAGGUUGAUCAGGUUGACCAGGGAAGUGGCUGUUUAUCUGAUGAAGAUGAAAAGUAGGGGAGGUGGAGGUGGAGGUGGAGGUGGGGAGAGGGGGAUGAUCGUCUACGUCGACGCUCAACUCCGCACCUCGAAACGUUUCGACGCCUCCGGUCUGAAAGAAUCCAACCCCGAAUUCUUCAAACCGCUUUAUCGGCGCCGAUCGUCCUCGACGGCCUCGAUGAGUACGUUGUCGGGGUUCGUAUCCGAUGCCAGUGUGGGUGGGUACGCGAGCAGGUCGUCUAGAGGGCGAGCGGGGGAGGACGGACAGUUGAGGUAUUGGACGAGCGAGAUGUGUUCGAGUCAGCCGCAUCUGUUUGAUAUGGUCGUCACCCUCGGUGGGGACGGCACGGUCCUCUUCACCUCGUGGCUCUUUCAACGGAUCGUACCCCCCGUCCUCCCCUUUGCACUCGGAUCGCUCGGUUUCCUCACAAACUUUGAUUUCGCCGACUAUGCCAAGACGCUGGACAAGGCCGUGGAUGAUGGGAUCAGGGUCAACCUCCGUAUGCGGUUCACGUGUACCGUCUACCGGGCCGUCACGCCCGAACAGGCUGCGGCGGCCACUUGCAAGAAACGCAAGGCGAUCAAGUCGAGAGGAGGGGACAUCCUGCUCAACCAGGUCGAUGCGGAAGGGUGGGAAGCCUUGGAGGGGACGCGACACGAGGACGAUGACAAGAAGACCAAGGCGAAGAGGAAAAAGGACAAGGAGAUCAUGUGCUUUUCGACCAGGCCCGUGGAGACGUUCGAGGUCUUGAACGAUCUCGUGGUCGAUCGAGGUCCGAGUCCGUAUGUCAGUUUGCUCGAGUUGUUCGGCGACGAUCAUCACUUGACAACGGUCCAGGCGGACGGGCUGUGUGUAGCCACACCGACGGGAUCCACCGCCUACUCGUUGUCAGCCGGAGGUUCGCUCGUCCACCCGGGAAUCCCCGCCUUGUUGAUCUCACCCAUCUGCCCGCACACGUUGUCCUUCCGACCGAUGCUCUUGCCAGACGGGAUGGAAUUGCGAGUCUGUGUGCCUUACAAUUCGAGGAGUACUGCCUGGGCCAGUUUCGACGGACGUGGGCGGGUCGAACUGAAGCAGGGCGACCACAUCAAGAUCGCCGCGAGCAAGUACCCGUUCCCGACCAUCUGUCGGGACAAGCAAUCGACCGACUGGUUCAACUCGAUCUCACGUACGCUUCGAUGGAACGAACGUGAGAAACAAAAGUCGUUUGUCGUCGUCGAGGAAGACCGGGCCAAGCCGGACAAGGUGUCUGAUCAGAUGGAACAGAUGCGCGGUCAGGCGGACAAGGGCAAGGACGAAGACGAAGACGACGAGGAUGAGAGUGGAGACGAGGAGGAUGACGACGAGGAAGAAGAGGAAGGGUUUGAUAUCGACGAGUGA